AUGAACUGGCACCUGUACGGGGAAACAGGCAAAGCUCUGGAGGGGCUGGCUUAUCAGUUUUCCCAGAGCACAGAAGAGCAGUGGUGCCCGCCCACCCCGCAAGAAGGAAAGCCUAGAAAAGUCCAGACCAGGUUUUCCCUCGCGCUUGCGCCCGGCGGGAACCUCGGGCCGGGGGCGGAGGCCGAGGGAGGCGAGACGCCUCGGAUUGGCCGGCCGGAGCUGCGCGGGGCUCGGCGGGAGCUUCGGUGCGCGCGGCCGGAGCUGCGCGGGGCUCGGCGGGAGCUUCGGUGCGCGCGGCCGGAGCUGCGCGGGGCUCGGCGGGAGCUUCGGUGCGCGCCGCGGUCCGGGAGUGGCGAGAUGGCCCCGCCGGAGCGGCGGCGGGUCCGCGGCCGUGCGGGUCCUAACUUCUUUCUUAGAGCGGUGUGUUCAAGGAACACUUCAGGAAGAACAUAUUCUGUGAGAGAAAAAGCCGGUCGGAAGCACGGGCCUCCUGACGUGUUUGAUUUUCCUGAUGAUUCUGAAAUUUCCAGCAGUGCCAGUGAGGGUAAGAAGGACGCAGAGCCUUAUGAGACUUUCGACCCUCCUCUCCACAGCACCGCCAUCUAUGCUGACGAGGAGGAACUCUCGCGACACUGUGGCUCAUCCGUCCGUUCAACCCCUCCGGGAGAGAAGGCGCGAGGCAGUGUGAACACUUCUGAAAAUAAAGCAAGUGAAGAUGAAUCCGUACAAAUCAGCGCCAAAAAGCCGGCAAGAAAACGUAAACCGCUCAGCGACGAUUCCGAAAGCUGUGAAACAAGUGAGAUGAGAAGAAAAGUUUCACAGCCAGAGAAAAUAAGUGUGCGGCAGUAUGAAGCUUCUCCAACUGGGAUGCCUUCGGGGACCCCAGGGACACCAGCCAAGUCAGCCCUGCCUGAGAGGCGAGGAGACCUGCGUGGCCAGGCGUCGGCUGAGAGAGACCCCCUGGCCACAUCGAGGCCGCAGAAAGCUCAGAGAAAGAAUGUGUGUCAAGGCAAAAGAAGGAAACCAAGAAGGGACACCAGCAGUGCAGAUAUUUCUGACAGCAUGCAUAUUUGGUGUCUAGAAGGAAAAAAGAGCAGUGACAUCAUGGAGUUGGAUAUUGUUUUGUCUGCGUUUGAGAAAACAAUCCUGGAGUAUAAAGAAAGAAUAGAAUCUAAAAUCUGUAAAGAAGCCAUCAAUAAAUUUCAUUUGAAUAUUAAAGAAGAACUCAUCAAAAUGCUUAAAGAAGCCCAGAUGUGGAAGAAUCUGAAAAGGAAGAAUGCUAAGGUGAUUUCUGAUAUCGAAAAGAAAAGGCAGCGGUUGAUUGAAGUCCAGGAUGAAGUGCUUCGGUAAGGUAG
Messenger RNA from Ochotona curzoniae (black-lipped pika), 1355 nucleotides. It is a transcript of the gene CENPU, whose product is annotated as centromere protein U. Gene Ontology annotation, cellular component: nucleus. The record is from RefSeq and is a predicted model, not a curated record. NCBI's taxonomy places the organism in Eukaryota, Metazoa, Chordata, Mammalia, Lagomorpha, Ochotonidae. The transcript is spliced from 12 exons. Bases 1 to 1350 code for a protein of 449 amino acids.